Molecule: messenger RNA, 6630 nt
Organism: Knipowitschia caucasica
Lineage: Eukaryota; Metazoa; Chordata; Actinopteri; Gobiiformes; Gobiidae
Source: the annotation of a GenBank genome assembly
AUGUUUGAUGGGGGGUGUUUGUUGUGGAGUGUGGUGUUGUGUUGGGUUGGGGGUGUGUUGUUUUGUGUUUGUGGUGGUUGGGUUUGGGGUUGUUGGGUGUGGUGUGGUUUUGGGUGGUGGUUGUGGUUGUUGGUUUGUGUGGUUUGGUGUGGUGGGGGUGUAUUGGGUGGUUGUGUGGUUUUGGUUUGUUGUUGUUUGGUGGUGGUUGGGGGUUGGGUGGGUGGGGUUGGUGUGGGGUGGUUGGGUUGUGUGGUGGUUGGGUUGGUGGGUGGGUUGGGUGUGGUGGUUUGUGUGUUUUGGGGGUUGGUUGGGGUGGGGGUGGGGUGUUUGGUUGUGUGUUUGUGUUGUGGGGUUGGUUUUUGUGGUGGUGUGGGUUUGUUGUGUGUGGGGUUUGGUGUGGUGUGUGUUGUGUUGGGUUGUGGGUUGUGGGUUGGUUUGUUGUUUGGUGUUGGUGGGUGUUGGUGGGGGUGGUGGGGUUUGUGGGGUGGUGUGGGUUGUGGUGGGUGGGGGUGUGUUUGUUGGGUGUUGUUUGGGUGUGGGGUGGUGGGGUUGGUGGGGUGUGUUUGGGUGGGUUGUGGUUGGGUUGGUGGGUGGUUUGGGGUGUGUGGGGUGGGUGUGGGUGGUUGGUGGGGUGUUGUGGGUUGGGUGUGGGGUUGGGGGUUGUGGGUGGGGGGGGGUGGGUGGGGGUGUUGUGGGGGUUGGUUGGGUGUGGGGGGGUGUGGGUGUGGUGUGUGGUGGGUGUUGUUGUGGGUGUUGGUGUGGUUGGUUGUGUUGUUGGUUGUUGGGUGGGUGUUGUGGGGUGUGGGUGUUGUGGGGUGGGUGGGUGGGGUGUGUGGGGGGUUGUGUGGUGGGGUGGUGUUGGUGGUUGGGGUGUGGGGUGGGGGUGUGUGUUGGGGUGGUUGUGGGUGUGUUGGUGGGUGUUGUUGUGGUUGGGGUUGGGGUUGGGUGGUGGGUUGGGUGGGGGGUUGGGUUGUGUGGGGUGUGGGUGGGGUGUGUGUUGGGUGGUUGUGGGGGGGGUGGUUGUUGUGGGUGUGGUGUGUGGGGGUUGGGUUGUGUGGGGGUGUGUUGUGGGUGGGGGUGGGUGGGGUGGUGGUGUUGGGGGUUUGGGUGUUGGUGGUGUUUUGGGUGGGUGUGUGGGGGUGUUGGGGUGGGUGGUGGGUGGUGGGGGGGUGUGGUGGUUUGUUGGGUUGGGGUGGGUGGGUUGGGUGGGGUGGUGGGGGGGUUGUGGUGGGUUGUGGGUUGUUGGGUGGUGGGUGUGUUGGUGGUUGUUUUGGUGGUUGGGGUGUUGGGUGGUUGUGGGUUGGUGGGGGUUGGUUGGGUGUGGUGGGGUGUGGGUGGGGUUGUGGGGUGUGUGUUGGUGGUUGGGGUGUGGUGUGGGGGUGUUGUGGUGUGGUUGUUUGUUGGUGUUGUGGGUUGUUGGGUGGGUUUGGGGUGGUGGUUGUUGGUGUUGUUUGGGGUGGUUGUGGGGUGGUGUGGGGUGUGGUGGGGGUGUGGGGUGGUUUGGUGGGUGUGGGUUGGGGGUGUUUGGGUGUGGUGUUUGGUUUGGUGGGGGGUUGGGGUUGUGGGUGGUGUGUGGGUGUGGUGGGGUUGUGUGGGUGUGGUGUGGUGUUGUGGGGGUGUGGGGGGUGUGGGUUGGGUGGGUGUGGUGUUUUGGGUGUGUUUGGUGUGGGGGUGUUGUGGUGUGUGGGUGUUUGUGGGUGGUGGUGUGGUUGUGGGUGUUUGGUGUGUGGGUUGGUGUGGGUUGGGUGUGGGUGGGGGUUGGUUGGUGGGGUUUGGUUGUGGUGUGGGGUGUGUGGGGUGUUGUUGGUGGUGUGGGUGGGGUUGUGUGGGUGGGGUGGGUGGUUGGGGUGGGGGUGGUGUGGUGUUGUGGGUGUUGGGUGGGGGGGUGGUGUUGUUGGGGGUUGGUGGGGGUUGGGUUGUGGGGUUGGGUGGGGUGGUUGUGUGGUGUGUGUGGGGUGUUGUUGGGGUGGGUUUGGGUUGGGGUGUUGGGGGGGGUGGUGGGGUUGGGGGGGUGUGGUGGGUGGGUUGUGGUGGGUUGGUGGGGGUUGUGGUGGGGGUGUGGUUUGUGGUUGGUGUGUGGUGUUGGGGGUUGUGGGGGUGGUUGGUGGGGGGGGUGGGGUGGUGUGGGUUGGUGUGUGGGGGUGGUGGGGGUUGGGUGGUGUUUUUGGUUUGUGUUUGGGUGUGGUGUGGGUGGUUGUGGUGGGGUUGUGUGUGGUGGGUUUUUGUGGGGUGGGUUAUGUGUGGGGUGGUGGGGGUUGGGUGUGGUUGGGGGGGUGUGGGGGUUGGGGUGUGGGUGGGGUGGGGUGUUGGGUUGGGGUGGGUGGGGGGUUGGGUUGGUGUGUUUGGUGUUGGGUUGUGGGUGUUGGGGGUUGUGUUGGGGGUUGGUGUUGUUGGUGGUGUUGUUGGGGUGUUGGUGUGGGGUUGGGUGGGGUGGUUUGGGGUGGUGUGGUUGUGGUGGUGGGGGUGGUUUGUGGGUGUGGGUUGGGGUGGGUGGGUGUGGGGGGGUGGUUGUGGGGUUGGGUGGGGUGGGGGUGUGGUUGGGGUGGGUUGUGGGGGUGUGUGGGGUGUGGGGUGGGGGUGGGUGUGGGGGUGGGUGGGGGGGGGUGGGGGUGGUGGGGGGGGUGUUGGUGUGGGGGGGGGUGGGGGGGUGGUGGGUGUUGGGGGUGGUUGGUGGUGGGUGUGGUUGGGGGUUUGUUGGUGGUUGGGUGGGGGGUGUGGUUGGGGGGGGUGGUGGUGGUGGUUGGUGUUGUGUUGGUGGGUGUGUUGGGUGGGGGUUGUGGGGUGUUGGUGGGUGUGUGGGUUGGGGGUGGUGGGGUGGGGGUGGGUUGUGUGGGUGGUGGGGUGGGUGGGGGUGGUGGUGUUGGUGGGGGUGGGGUGUGUGGGGUGGUGUGGGUGGUGGUUGGGUGGGGGGGGUGGGGGGGUGUGUGGGGUGGGGGUGGUUGGUGGGUGGGGGUGUGGGUGGUUGGUGUUGGGUGGGUUGGGGGUUUGUGUUGUUUUGGUGGGUUGGGGUGGGGUGGUGGGGUGGUGUUGGGGGGGGUGGUGGUUGGGGGUGGGGUGGUGUUGUGGGGUGUGGGUGUGGGGGGGGUGGGUGUGUGGUGUGUGUGGGUGGGGGGGUGGGUGGGGUUGGUGUUGGGUGGGGUGUUGGUGUGGGGUGUGGGGUGUGGUUGGGGUGUGGGUUGGGGUGUGGGUGGUGUUGGGGUGGGGUGGUGGGUGUGGGUUGGGGUGUUGGGUGGUGGGGGUGUGUUGGUGGUUGUGGGUGUUGGGUUUGGGUGGGGGGUUGUGGUGUGUGGGGGUGUGUGGGGUGGUUGUGGGUGUGGGUGUGGUGUGGUGUUGGGGGUGUGUGGGUGGGUGGUGGGUGUGGGUGUGUGGGUGGUGGGUUGGUGGGGUGUGGUGUUGUGGGUUGUGUUGUGUGGGGUGGGUUGUGUGGUGUGUGGGGGUGUUUGGGUGUGGGUUGGGUGGUGUGGUUGGGUGUUGGUGGGGGUUGGGUUGGGGUGGUGUGGUGGGGGUUGGUUGGGGUGUUGGUGUGGUGGGUGGGGUUGUUGGUUUUUGUGGGUGGUGUGGUUGGGGUUGGUGGGGGUGUGGGUGGUGUGGUGGGGUGGGGGUGUGUGUGGGGGGUGGGGUGGGUGUUGUGGGUGGGUUGUUUGGUGUGUUGGUGGGGGUGUGGUGUUGGUGUUGUUGUGUGUGAGGUGGUGUUGUGGUGUGGUGUUUGUGGGUUGUGGUGGUUGGUGUGUUGUUGGGUGGUUGGUGUUGGUGGGGGUGGGUGGGGUGUUGGUUGGUGGUGGGUGUGUGGGGGUUGUGGUAUGUGGUGGGGGUGGGGUGUGUUUUAGUGUUGUGUGGGUGGUUAGUUGGUGUGGUUGUGGGUGGGUGUUGGGGUUGGUGUUGGGUGUUUGGUGGGUGGGGUGUGUUGGGUGGUGGGUGGGUGGUGUGUUGGGUGGGGGUGUGGUUGUUGGGGGGUGUUGGGUGGGUGGUGUUUGGUGGUUGUUGGUGUGGGUGGUGUGGGUGGUUGGGGUGGGGUGUUGUGGGUUGGGUGUGUUGUGGUGGUGGGUGUGGUGGGUGUUGGUUGUGUUGUGGGGUGUGGGUGUGGUGGGGUGUUGGGUGGUGUGUGGUGGGUGGUUGGUGGGUGUGUGUUGGUGGUUGUGGGUUUGUGUUGGUGGUGGGGUGGGGUGUUUGGGUGUUGUGGUGGGGUGGUUGUGGUGGUGGUGGGGGUGGUUGUGGGUGUUGGGUGUUGUGUGGUUUGGUGUGGGGGGUGGGGGUGGUUUGUGGGGGUGUGGUGUUGGUGGUGGUGGUGGUUGUUGGUGUGUGGUGGUGGGUUUUGGUGGGUGUGUGGUGGGUGUGGUGGUGGGUUGUGGGUGGGGUGGUGGUGUUGGGUGGGUGUUGGUGUGUGGGUGUGUGGUGUGGGGUUUGGUUUGUGGGGUUGGUGUUGGUGGGUGUGUGGUGUGUUGUGGGGUGGUGGGGGUGGUGGGGUGGGGUGUGGGGUUGGGUUGGUGGUGGGGUGUGGUUGGUGUGGGGGUGUUGGUGGUGGGGUGUGUUGUGGUUGUUGUUGGGGUGUGUGUGGGGGUUGGUGGUGGGUGGGUGGUGGUGUUGGUGGGGGUGGUUGGGGGGUGGGUGGGGUUGGUGUGGUGGGUGUGUGGGUGGGGGUGGUGGUGGGUGUGGUUUUGGGGGGGGUGUUGGGUUGUGGUGUGGGUUUGGGUGUUGGGGUGUGGGGUGGGGUUGGUGGGUGGUGUUGGUGGGUGUGGUUGUGGGGGUGGUGUGGUGGGUGUGGUGUUGGGGUGGUUGUGUGGGGUUGUUGGUGUGUGGUGGGGGUUUGGGUGUGUGGGGUGGGGGGGUGGGGUGUGGGGGUGGUGGUGGGGUGGUGUGGGGGGUGGGGGUGGGUGUUGGGUGGUUGUGGGGUUGGUGUGGGGGUGGGGGUGUUGUUGUGGUGUGUGGUGGGUGUUGGGUUGUGUUGGGGUGGUUUGGUGGUUGUGGGGGGGGGGUGUGGGUGGGGUGUGGUGGGGUUUGUGGUUUGGUGGGGGGGUGUGGGGUUGGUUGUGGGUGGGGGUGUGGUGGUGGGUGUGGGGUUGGUUGGGGUGGGGGGUGUUGGUUGUGGUGGGUUGGUGGGGUGUGGGUUGGUUGGGGUUGUUGGGUGUUGUGGGUGUUUGGUGUGGUUGGGGUGGGGGGGUGUGGGGUUGUUGUGGGGUGGGUGGUUGUGGUGGGUGUGGGGGGUGUGGGGGGGUGUUGUGGGUUGGGUGGGUGUGUUGGUGUUGUGGGGGGGGGUGGUGUGGUGGGGGUGUGGUGGGUUGUGUGUGGGGGGGGGUGGUUGUGGUGUGGGGGUGGGUGGGGUGGUGGUGUGGGGGUGUGUGUUGGGUUUUGGGGUGUUGGUGUGGGGGGUGGGGGGUGUUGGGUUGUGGGUGUGUGGGUGGGGGUGUUUUGGUGUUGGUUGGUUGGGUUGUGUGGGGGUGGUGUGGGGGUGGGUGGGGGUGGGUGUGUUGUGGUUGUGGGUGUGUGUGGGGUGGUGGUGUUUUUGGUUUUGGUGGGGUGUUGGUUGUGGUGUUGGUGGGUUUGGUGUGUUGGUGGGGGGUUGGGGUGGUUGUGGUGUUGUGGGGGUGUUGGUGGGGGGUUUUGGUGUGGUGGUUGGGGUGUUUUGUGGUGUGGGUUGGGGUUGGGUGUGGUGGUGGGGGUGUGGGUUGUGGUGGUGGGGGGUUGGGGGGUGGGUGUUGGGGUGUGGGUUGGGUUGGUGUGUGUGGGUUGGGUUGUGGUGGGGUGGUGUGGGGUGGGUGUUGGGUUGGUGUUGUGGUGGGGGUGUGUUGUGGUGGUGGGGGGUGGGGUGGGUUGUGUGUUUGGUUGGGGGGGUGGUGGUGGGGGGUGUUUGGGUUUGUGGGUGGUGUGGUGGUUGUGGGGUGGGGUUGGGUGGGUGGUUGGUGUGGGGGUUGUGUUGGUGGGUGUGGGUGGUGGGUGGGUGGUUGUGGGUUGUGGGGGUUGUUGGUGUUGGUGUGUUUGGUUGGGGUUGGGUUGGUGGGGUUGGGGUGUGUUGUGUGUGGUGUUGUUGUGGUAUGGGGUGUGUUUGGGGGUUGUGUUGUGGGGUGGGGUGUGUGUGUGGAUGUGGGUGUGGUGGUUGUGGUGGUUGGGUGGGGUGGGGUUGGGGGGGGUUGGGUGGGUGGGUGUGGGGUGGUUUGGGGUGGUGUGGUUGUGAUGGUGGGGGUUGGGUUAGGAGGGGGGGGUUUGGGUGGUGGGGAGUGGUUGGUUUGGUGGGGUUGUGUGGUUUUGUGGGGGUUGUUGUGGGGGGGUGGUGGGUGGUUGUGUGGUAGUGGGUGUGGUGAGUUUGGGUGUUGGGUUGGGAGGGGGGGGGGUUGGGGGGUGGGUGGGGUGGUAUGGGUGGGUUGGGGGUUUGAUGGGGUUGUGUGGGGUGGUGUGUGUGGGGUGGGGGGUGGUUGGUGGGGAGGGAGGGUUAGGGUGGUGUUGGGGGUGGUGUGUUGUGUUGGGGUUUUGUGUUGUGAUGGUAGGGUGUGGUGGGGUUUGUUGGGAAUGGGUGGUUUGUGGGGGGUUGUUGUGGGGUUGUGGUUGGGGGGUGGAGGGUUGGGUUGGUGGUGGGUGAGGUGGGGUUGGGUUGGGUUGGUUUUGUGUGGGUGGGUGUGUGGUGGGUUGGGGGUGUGA